Messenger RNA from Pseudozyma flocculosa PF-1, 1131 nucleotides. RefSeq lists its product as uncharacterized. Gene Ontology annotation, cellular component: precatalytic spliceosome. The transcript is spliced from 3 exons. Lineage: Eukaryota; Fungi; Basidiomycota; Ustilaginomycetes; Ustilaginales; Ustilaginaceae. Bases 1 to 1131 code for a protein of 376 amino acids. The record is from RefSeq and is a predicted model, not a curated record.
AUGGCCAACCGAACGCUGCGCGGAUCGCUCAACGUGCACGGCACCAAUCCGCAGUUUCUCGUCGAAAAGACGAUCCGCUCCCGCAUCUACGACUCGCGCUUCUGGAAGGAGCACUGCUUCGCCCUCACCGCCGAGUCCAUCAUCGACCGCGCCGUCGAUCUUGAGUACGUCGGCGGGACCUACGGUCUUCAACGGCCCAGCCCCUUCCUCUGCCUGCUGCAGAAGCUCCUACAGCUCCAGCCGGAGCGCGAGAUUAUCCUCGAAUACCUCAAUGCGGCCGAAUUCAAAUACCUGAGGGCCCUGGCGGCCAUGUAUGUCCGCCUCACGUUCCGAGCGGUCGAGGUGUACGAGCUCCUCGAGCCGCUCCUGGACGACUACCGCAAGUUGCGGUGGCGCGACAUGACCGGCACCUACAGCCUGACGUACAUGGACGUCUUUGUCGACCAGCUGCUGACGCAGGAGCGCGUCUGCGACAUCAUCCUGCCACGGCUGACGCGGCGCGACGUGCUCGAGGAGAUCGAAGGCCUGGCACCGCGCACCUCGAAGCUCGAAGACGUGCUGCUCCACGGCAAGGCCGCGCUCUCCAACGGCGCCGGCGGCGUCGACGGCCGAGACGAUGCCGAUGGCAGCGGGGCCGAGAGCGACGACUCGGCCGCCGAGACGAGGAGGGAGCGCCGGCUGCGGGCCCAGCGCGCUGCGCGGAUACGGGAGCUGCGGCUGCAGCAGGAGCGCGACGGCGGAGGCGAGGGGGCGCUCGAAGAGGGCGAGGAGAUCGAGUACGCAUCGCAGGAGCUCAGCGACGACGAAGAGGCAGGAGCGGCGAGGGAGAGGUACGUCAGCAGGAGCCCGAGCAGGAGCGUCAGCCCGGACCGCGUCCAGCGGCGGGGGUCGCACGAUGCACCAGCAAGAUACAUCAGCAGGAGCCCGUCGAGGUCAAGAUCGAGGUCACGCUCGAGAUCGCCGCCUGGGGUGUCAGGGCAGGACGGCGGCGAAAUCGAAGCGGCAGGAGGAUGGGUGUCGCGACCGCCAUCGAGGUCCCCUUCCCGCUCCCCGGAUCGUCAGCGCCCACCCGAGGCAGACGACGGCGGCUACGUGUCCCGGUCGCCGUCCCGAUCGCCAGACAGGGAAUGA